CUAAAUAAAUUUGGGCAAAGUCGAGAUGCUAUAUUGUGGUUAAGUACUUUCAAAAAUAAUCAUAAACAUGUUUCAACCUGAACUCCAUGUUGAUAAAAACAUUUACAAGAAGUCUUUUCCAAAAUUUGACAAACCUAAAGUUAUAGGAUAUAUUAAUAUUGAAAAUGUUAAAUAUAUAAGUAAGAUUUGUGAGGAUAAAGUCAAUUUAGAUUUAAAUUUGCACAUUGAUAAAGUUAAACGUAAACCUGUUGACCUAGAUGUUAAAUUGACUGAGUUACUUAAGUUUUUACUUGAGCAUGAAGUGAGGUUAAAUUUUCCAAUACAAAAUAAAUUAAAUGAUGCUCAGUUCUUCUGCUAUCGAGGACUGAUGACAUGCCUGGCAUGUACUCCAUACGAAAAUAAAGACCCAUGGGAAAUUGUUGCUAUAUUGCAUAAAGGAAAUAUAUAUCUAUGUGCGAGAGAAACUCCUGAUAAAAAAAAACAAAAGAUGUCGAUGUCAGAAAGAGAUAAGCAGUGUACCUCUUGGGGUUUUAAGUUUGAACAGUAUAUGCUUUCUGAUAAACCUGACACAUUACCAAAUCCAGAUUUACCAGUAGAUGAGACUGAAGAGUUUUCAUUAGUAAUGACUACUAAAUUAAAUGAUCAUAAAAUUGUCUAUGGUGCAGAAAUGGAUGGUAUAAGAUGUGAUAAACUACCAGUGACUUCUCCGCCUGAUACAAAUGAUCCUGAAGCAAUAAUACAAUAUCUAUCUUCCCAGCAAUUCAUUGAACUAAAAACAAACAGGCAUAUUGAAUAUUCAAGACAAGAAAAAUCAUUUAAGCGAUUUAAAACAAAAAAAUGGUGGUUACAGUCAUUUCUCGUUGGAGUAGACACAAUACUUUGUGGAUUAAGAAAUGAUAAUGGAAUUGUAGAAGAAUUAAAAAUAUACAACAUAAGAGACCUGCCCAAAAUGUCAAAGGGUUAUUGGGAUCCGAAUGUUUGCUUUAAUUUUUUAGAUACAUUUUUUACAUUCGUCAAAAGAUGUUUAGCAAGAGAAAUAAAACGAAAAUAUGGAGAAAAGAUUUUAAAUAACAUACAAGGUUUACCAUUACUAAGUUUACAUUUCAGUUGGUCUCCUGAUAAUGCUGUCCAUGUUUCAGAUCAUUAUUGUCAUGAUGAUGAUCCUAUAUUACAUGAAUGGUUUUUACAAAAUUUUGGAAAAUUAAGGAAUGAAUAACAUGUUUAAUAUUUUUGUAGAUAAUUAUUGCACACUGUAAAUAUUGUUUUAUAUAAUAAAAUUUAUAUUAUUAU
Molecule: messenger RNA, 1290 nt
Organism: Vanessa tameamea
Lineage: Eukaryota; Metazoa; Arthropoda; Insecta; Lepidoptera; Nymphalidae
Product: decapping nuclease DXO homolog
Exons: 4
Coding region: 68-1216 (382 amino acids)
Biological process (GO): nuclear-transcribed mRNA catabolic process; NAD-cap decapping
Cellular component (GO): nucleus; cytosol
Molecular function (GO): mRNA 5'-diphosphatase activity
Source: RefSeq, a predicted model, not a curated record